AUGACUGCGUUGUCUGUAGAUAUGGUAUCUCGCGAGGCUGCGCCAUCUGUGGAGGCGAUGUAUCGCGGCGUUGGUGCGUGGGCUGCUAGAGAAGAUGGCGGAGAUGAGGAUUGCAAACACGAGGAAGUGACCUACGUAGUUUAUGGAAGGAAGUGUAUAAACCAUGGUUUUACACUUCGAGCUGCUAUAACAUUCUAUACAGUCUGUGCAAUCAUCUUUAUGUCUGCUAUUGCUUUGUCGCUACGGACACUUAUCUUUCCUACGCCGCUAUCUGUAUUUCGUAAAUUGUGUUCUUCAUCACCAGUUCAUCUAGAUCACCUGUUCUCCUCUAAUACGAAUCUCUGCAGUACUUUCCACACAUUUGAUCCAGAAACCUACUACACAUCCCUUCUUGAAAAAUCGGUCAUCAAAAUCCAUCUCAAUCAAAUUCACGCACAGUUAUACACCAACGGCCUCCAAAACAAUGGUUUUAUAAUCGCCAAAUUUAUCCAUGUAAGCUCAAAUCUUAGAGAAAUUAGUUAUGCCCACAAAGUGUUUGAUGAAUUCCAGGACCCCUAUGUUUUCCUGUGGAAUGCGAUUAUCAAGGGGUAUUCCGUGCACGACAUGUUUGCAAACGCCAUUGAAAUGUACACAAGAAUGCAAUAUGCCUACGUGAAUCCAGAUUCAUUUACGUUUCCCCAUGUGCUUAAAGCUUGUGGUGGCUUAAUGGCUGUUGGCAUUGGUAGUGCGGUUCAUGCACAGAGUUUUAGACUUGGGUUUGAGGACGACGUAUUUGUGCAAAACGGGCUCGUGGCAUUCUAUGUUAAGUGUAACAAAAUUUGCUGUGCUGAAUGGGCAGCCUAUGGAGGCCUUGAGGAUUUUCAGUAA
Fraxinus pennsylvanica is the source of this 867-nucleotide messenger RNA. The record is from the annotation of a GenBank genome assembly. Lineage: Eukaryota; Viridiplantae; Streptophyta; Magnoliopsida; Lamiales; Oleaceae.